Messenger RNA from Lindgomyces ingoldianus, 930 nucleotides. RefSeq lists its product as uncharacterized. The transcript has a single exon. The record is from RefSeq and is a predicted model, not a curated record. Bases 1 to 930 code for a protein of 309 amino acids. Lineage: Eukaryota; Fungi; Ascomycota; Dothideomycetes; Pleosporales; Lindgomycetaceae.
AUGCAGUUCACCCCUACCCACCUUUCAGAGGUCGCAGAGGAUGUCGCAGCCCAGCAGGUUUCAGAGGAGGUUGCACCAAAAAUGAUUGCAGUCAAACGCUCAGGCAAGGUUGUGGAAGUCACCGAAGCCAAGGCGCGCCUCCUAAGAGAUAGGAACAACGAUGCCCAGAGAGGCUUCCGGGAAAGGGAGAAGGAGAAAAAGAAGAAGCAGGCUGAAGAGCUUAGGCACAUGAAAAAAGAGAAUGAGCAGCAGGCCAAUGAACUCGAGCGCCUGAAGAAACAGAAUGAGCUGUUGUGGGAGAUAAAUGCACAGCUGCGUGCGCAAGUCCAUUUGAUGGCACGGCAGCAAGAGUUCAUAGAGGAGCAAUGCUCUUCUAAGCGGCAGCGUGUCGACCCGCCACAUUUUGGUGGCCAGCAUCAGCUCCCUAUUGGGCCACAGUUCCCCAGUGACCAGCACUUUCCUAUCCAAGGACAAUUCUUCAACCACCAGCAAGUUCCUUUCCAGGGCCAAUACUUCGACCACCAGCUCCCUACCCAGGAGCAGCCCUCUCACCAGGAGGCUCUGAAGCAGCUCGGUGUUCAGCAGCUCCCCUUUGAACUCGAGUCGCCGCUAGAACCCUGCUCCCAGCAGCAGGUCCCCGCCCUGCCCCAAAGCCCUGUCCAGCAGCAACUCCCUGCCAAGCAGAAGUUCUCCACCGGGCAGCAAUUUGCUGCCCUUGAACAGCCUCCCCCCCAGCCACGAUUCCAAGUACAGCAGCAAUUCUUUGGCCAGCAGCAAUUCUUCGGCGAGCAGCAGCCCCUCGUCCAGCAACAUUUCCCUGCGAAGCUACAGAUCUCUGCCCCUCCACAAAUCCCCGCUAGGUAUCAGCUACAUAAUGCGCAGGACGAUGACGCGUUUUGGGACGAAAUUCUCAACCGCCCAGGCUUCUAG